This is a messenger RNA of Bubalus bubalis (water buffalo), 3102 nucleotides long. It is a transcript of the gene RAB6B, whose product is annotated as RAB6B, member RAS oncogene family. NCBI's taxonomy places the organism in Eukaryota, Metazoa, Chordata, Mammalia, Artiodactyla, Bovidae. The record is from RefSeq and is a predicted model, not a curated record. Bases 386 to 1012 code for a protein of 208 amino acids. Gene Ontology annotation, molecular function: GTPase activity; GTP binding. The transcript is spliced from 8 exons.
GGCGGAGAACCUAGGCGGGAGGGGGCCGACUGGUGCGGCUCGGAAGAGCGCUCCUCCGCCCCGCGCGCCUGAGCCCAGCUCCGCCGGAUCCUCGCAGUCCGCGCCGCGCCUCGGGCGUCCAGAGCGCGCCGCAUCAAGCGCCGCCUGCGGCCGCCCAGCCCCAUCCUGCCUCCUCCUCCUCCUUAUCUUUCUCCUCCUCCUCCGCCACCGGACACGCAGCCGCAGGCCGGGGCCGGGACGCAGCUGGGGAGUCAGGGACGCGCGCAGCCAGCCCUUCCCCCUCCGGCUCCCGCACCGCCGGCCGCCUCCCCUCGCCCUCCUCCUCUCCCCUCCCUGCUCCUUCGCUUCUCCUCCUCCUCCUCUCCCAGCCCCAGCUGCCAGCACCAUGUCCGCAGGGGGAGAUUUUGGGAACCCACUGAGAAAAUUCAAGUUGGUCUUCCUGGGGGAGCAGAGCGUCGGGAAGACAUCGCUGAUCACACGGUUCAUGUACGACAGCUUCGACAACACGUACCAGGCAACUAUUGGGAUUGACUUCUUGUCAAAAACCAUGUACUUGGAGGAUCGUACGGUGCGGCUGCAGCUCUGGGACACAGCCGGCCAGGAGAGGUUCCGCAGCCUGAUCCCCAGCUAUAUCCGGGACUCCACGGUGGCCGUGGUGGUGUACGACAUCACAAAUCUCAACUCCUUCCAGCAGACCUCUAAGUGGAUUGAUGAUGUCAGGACAGAGAGGGGCAGCGAUGUGAUCAUCAUGCUGGUGGGCAACAAGACGGACCUGGCUGACAAGAGGCAGAUAACCAUAGAGGAAGGCGAGCAGCGUGCCAAAGAACUGAGUGUCAUGUUCAUCGAGACCAGUGCGAAGACUGGUUACAACGUGAAGCAGCUCUUCCGACGUGUGGCCUCGGCUUUGCCUGGAAUGGAGAAUGUCCAGGAGAAAAGCAAAGAAGGGAUGAUUGACAUCAAGCUGGACAAACCCCAGGAGCCCCCGGCCAGCGAGGGUGGCUGCUCCUGCUAAUGCAGCCUGACCCCGGCUUCCUUUGACACUACUCGCUUGUUGUGUUGCUUCCUAUUGGUUAGCUUCCUAAGGGGGGUGGGAGAUGAGCUUAUCCAGAGGAGGAGUUUUCUUUUCUCUCUGUCUCUAGGAGUCGGGUGGGUGGGGAGGGAGGCUGGGCAUCAGGGAUCACGUCACUCUUAACAGCUGUUACUUAAACAACUAUUUUUUGGUUUGGUUGUAAUAUAUUGUACUUUAUUAAGAUUGCCAAAAACUUAAAAUUUAAAAAAAAAAUUUAAAUCAUGUGUAUACAACUUUUUGCCAGAUAAAAAUGUAGUCAUUUUUAUUUGAAAGAUGUGCUUUUUGUUUUUGUAUAUUUGUAAACUUACAGAGAACCUUUUCCACACACCUCCUCCUUCCUGUCCUCUUUUAAUGGUUCAUCACCUCUGCCCUCCUCCCACCCUCAGACCAAUAAAUUUAAACAAUUAACUGGGCAAUUUAUUUAGGCUCCAAUCCCCAGGCUGUCUGGCCCAGACCAACCAGGCCUCACCAAACAGGCCGUCCGUAGUUAAAUCAAACACUGAUGGAAGGAAACGGGCUCUGAAGAGGCAGCUCUGACUCCGUCCUUCUGUGGCCAGAGUAGGACACAAGCCACAGCCCCGAGCUGAAGUAAGGCCUGUGAACUGCAGGGAGCCCAGGCCAGGCCCACUGGAAUCACUUCUGCCUCUUUCCCCUCCCUGAAAAGCCUUGAAGGGGGUGGAGGACACUUGCCACAGGCAACCUUCUGUGCUCUGUGGUCCACGCAGUGACUGGCAGAGCAAGAGGUCAUGGGCAGGAAGGAAGGACGGGGUGCUGUUGGCAACUGUGGGCUGGGCAAGGUGUAGUUUAUAGAUUGGGGGCACCAUAUGUAGUCAUGAAAAUGUUUUAACCAAGCCGUCCAACGAUCAGCAAACGUGUCUGGUUUGAAGCUAAGGGAAGGGCAGAAGGAACCUCAGUGUGUGCCCCUGAAGCCCUCCUCCUUGGAUGCCAGGGAAGCUGGAGCCUGUUCCACACAGGAUUGGCCUGUCUGUGGUGGGGGAAGGGAGGGUCUGCAGACCUGCCACCAGGAAGAUGCAUGUUUGCUGAUCCUUGGUUGCUAAUACUGUUGAGUGCUGUUUUGGAAAAGCUGACUUCUUGACGUGUUUCUGUCUCCCUGGUGCAGGGCAGUUGACAUUUUUGUGCACAGACCUUUGCAGAUAUUGUAGCAGCACUCUGGUCACUUGAGGGUAGAGCUGAGGUGGGGUCCCCAGAAGGCUUUCCAGAGAGCCGCCCUGGCCAUUUUUGACUCAUUUCUGAGAAGGACUUAGUCUUGAGGACCUAUCUGUAAAAUCUUUGAAAAGAACUCUCUUUCACUAAGUGAUGCUGCCCACCUGACCAGCAUUCCAAAUAGAUCAGACUCACCAACUCUGAGUCUGCACAAAGCCAGGCGGAGGGUACCACUCUGGCCAAAAUCAGUGAACCCUGGCUCUUCCUCCAGGCCGCUGUUAGGCUUGUCAUAGACGAGCUAAAUGACUAUCUGGCGUAUGGUAGGGAGUAAAUUCCACCAUAAAGCAGGAUCCCAACAAGUUAUUAUGUUGAGUUUGGAGCUUCUCAGAAACUAAUCCAGAAUGGCAGCUACUAAGUGCAGCAGGGACCUGGCAGGACUCACUGAUACUGUGUCCAGUGGGCCUGUCACACACUCAGCUAAGGGGACUGUGUGUCAGAGCUGAUCUUUAGAGAGAAGUUUAUCUUCAGGUGAAGCAAAGAGGAAGCAGAAUUCCCACUGAGCUCCUCUUCCAGAAGGUAAAGACCAACGUACGAACGUAAUUCCAAUGUCACAUGUUGAGUUUUUAUAUGUGUGUACAUAAUUAUAUAUAGAGAUAGACUUGUGUAUACACCUUCCACACACAUUCUCACAAAGAUACGUGUGCUCGAUGUAUAUUCUUGUUUUUCCUGCUCUCAAGUUGGAACUUGCAUUGUGAUAUCAGUUUUGGAAAUCCAAAAGUACUGCAAUGUGUUGAAAUAAGAAAUACUUAAUAUUGUCCAAAAACUUGUGAUUGUCUUGCCAUCAAUAAAACAAUGCAUAGAUGUGUUAA